This is a messenger RNA of Antechinus flavipes (yellow-footed antechinus), 620 nucleotides long. RefSeq names its product keratin-associated protein 3-3-like. The coding region runs from base 20 to 325 and encodes 101 amino acids. The transcript has a single exon. The record is from RefSeq and is a predicted model, not a curated record. Gene Ontology annotation, molecular function: structural molecule activity. Lineage: Eukaryota; Metazoa; Chordata; Mammalia; Dasyuromorphia; Dasyuridae. Gene Ontology annotation, cellular component: keratin filament.
AAAGCAAACUCCCAACAUCAUGUCUUGCUACCACGACUGCUGCUGCAGUGUCCCCACUGGACCUGCCACCACCAUCUGCUCUUCUGACAAGUGUUGCCGAUGUGGAGUCUGCCUCCCUAGCACCUGCCCACAUACCACUUGGCUGCUGGAGCCCACCUGCUGCGACUGCUGCCCACCUCCCUGCCACAUCCCUCAGCCCUGUGUGCCCUCAUGCUUCCUGCUCAAUUGUGACCAGCCCAAACCUUGCCUGGAGAACCUGGACCUGACCACACACAUCCAGCCUUGCCCUUGCCCCUGUGAGCCUUGUGCCCCACCAUGCUGCUGAGAGGUUCCAGCCUAACUAGAGCUAUAUGAUAUCUAUCCUAUUUUGAUCUGCUUCAGUAGCCACAACAAAUUUCAUCAGAUAUUAGGAUGGGGGGCAGAUGUGGCAAAGAACACUUUUAUCAUUGAUGGAAAGGAAAACAAAUUGUUUCUUUUGGAAAUUUAGAGGAAUGUAAAUGAUAAGCUAUUUCACUGGUUGGUUGUAUCCAAAUAUUGUAAUUCUUAUGUUUUCUUUGUCAAUUUGUUCCUUGGGUUGCCUUUCCUGUCCUGAAUACUUUUGAGAAGGCUAUGGUUUCCUU